GUGUUAAUUCCAGCCGAGCAGCCAUUCAGUCUCGCGCCUCAACACAAUGCGUAUGGUAUUUGGGCAACAAUCUUUCUUAAUCUUUUCACAGGCUGUUUACUGGUGUUACUUUAGGAAUCCCAAGACUCUGCCGUCGUGAUCUGUUAGAAAUUUAGGUGCAUAAUAGUGAGGGUGUCUUUGAAAUAUGCCGAGGGAUAAGAAGAACAAGCGUGCUGCUGCUGCUGCUGCUGCUACUGCUGCAGCUGCAGCAUUGCCAGUUGCAGAUGAUGAUACUGCAAGCAUUACCAGUGACAAGACAGACUCCACAGCUCAGAUUACUGAUGGAGAGGAAGGUCUGUCGGAGAUGGAGACCUAUGAGCAGAAAGUGCGUGAAGCAAUGGACUUAGCCUUGGAGAAGUCUGUUCAGACUCGCACCAAUGCCCUAACAGCUUUAACAACCGCUUUCCAGAAAAGGGUGAUGACGCAAUUUCUGCUUGACAACUACCAGACAAUUACCGACUUAGUGGAGCGUUCAUUGAGGAAGGGUCGAGGUCCCGAGCAAGUGGCUGCAGCACGUCUGGCCACGACGCUGGUUGUUAGCCUCUCACCUGUCGCUGAAGCUGAGAAGGUUUUCAAGACCCUAAACCCGAUUCUGACAGUGUUGGUGACAGAUCCCUCUGCUGCAGUGGCAGCACGGCAAGAUGGUGCAUUAGCAAUGGCUUUAUCAGCAUUUUUAGCAUGCCAUGAUCUUGCUGAUGUUACUGCUGCCAUGAACACUCUUCAUACUCUGUUUGCCGGAUCACUUCCAAAGGGUAAUGGAGAAUUACCCAACCAUCCUCCAGCAGUGUCUGCUAUGCAUACAGCAGCCCUAAAUGGUUUCUGUUUGUUGUUGUGUCUCUUGUCACCCACAACAAUUUAUACAAUGGCUAACAAAUUAGUGAAGGAGAUGUUUGAUCUUCUGGGAAGUAGUGAUUUGGAUCUACGUAUUCAGGCAGGCGAAGCUGUAGCUUUGAUUUAUGAGACGCUCGAAUACAUGAUGAGAGAUUACUCCUGGAAUCGAGAAGCAGAUCUUUGCUCCGUUCUGAAAGAAUUAGCUACAGAUUCCCGGUUCCGAGCAAAAAAGGACCGGAAGCAACAGAGAGCAUCUUUCAGGGAUGUUGUGAGGACAGUGGAAGAAGGGGAACAGCUGUAUGAAACAGUGUUUGUAGGGCCACAGAAUCAACGCCAAGAACUGAUCCUUGAUACCUGGUCACUCAAGUGGCAGUACUCUUCCUUAUGUCACAUCAUAGGGCAAGGGAUAAGUGUUCACAUUUCUUACAAUAUUGGGAUACGUGACAUAUUUGCAUUGGGACCACCACCAAUUCAAAUGGACCAUGGAAUGGCACUGCUAGCAAGGAAAACCCAAAAAAGACCAAACCGGGAAUCUCCAGCCAGCAAAGCUCGACAAAUGGCACGCAACAAGAGUGACAAUAGACAGGCAGCCAAAGUCUAUGAAGAUUAAAACUUUCUCUGUUAUAUUUUUGUAUCAGUUUAAAUCAACAAAUAUCCAUUUAUUCUCAGAAUGCAUCUUUAUGUUGUCCUUUCUUCUCUUUCUUCUGCUUUUGAAUGGAGCAGUGGAUUAAUGUGUAUGCAGAUGGUUUUUCUUUAAGGAUCACUUAUUUUGUAGUUUUCUGAAGUCUGACGACCUAAUGCUUGGGGACGGAGACUAAUUUGUUUUUAUGCAAAUUUAUAUGUGAGGAAAUGGAUGGAGGAAUAUUUGAUAUCUCUACAGACAUACAUAAGUGUAUGUGCGUGUAUUAAAUACAAAUGUAGUCAAUACAUACUAUCAUACACAAAUAUAUCUGUA
Molecule: messenger RNA, 1825 nt
Organism: Penaeus vannamei (Pacific white shrimp)
Lineage: Eukaryota; Metazoa; Arthropoda; Malacostraca; Decapoda; Penaeidae
Source: RefSeq, a predicted model, not a curated record